GUUAUCAGCUCCGAUCUAUAGGAGCUUCCUGUACGGUACUCACACGUGUGUAUAGCUGCUGCUGCGGGAGAGAGGCUGCCAGCUACGCGGAGACCGGCACCAUGAAGCCGAGAAGAAAUCGCAAGCAAGCUCCCAGCUUCCGCAAGCUGUUGAAGACGAGCAAAAUAAAGCUCGACAACAAGUUAAAGAACAAGCAAUAUAAGCAGGAGAGCUUUGCAAAGAAGCACAGAAAAGAACAGAAGAAGCUCCGAGAAGCGGUGCGGGAUGUUAGCUCCAAAGUCCCCGUACCCCUGGAUAGGGCCUACAAAAAACAGCCAGCUAAUGAAGAACAUGAACUGGAAGAGGAGUACCUCCCACUGGACAUGAUAGAUGAGGAUGAUCUGCAGCUAAUGCGGGAAAUGGCUCAGAGAGCCUCUUUCCUAACCAGAGACCUUUCCUCCAGUGAGCCGGUUCAUGCCACAAAAAGAAAGAGGGAUGAUAUGAUUGAGGCGUAUGAAAAAUUGCCAAGGCGUAUGAAGGUUGAACCGGAGAAAGAAGUCAUUCACCUGCUGCCCAUCAAAGACAAACGUGGCAUUAUUCCACAGAGCAUGGAAAAGCCAGCUGCUCCUACUGAGGAUCAGGACAAGGAAGAGGAAAUGGAUGUGGAAGAUACUGAAGUUGUUCCUGAAGAGCCGCUGUGUGUACUUAGCACAGAGGAACUAAUACAGCAUAGGAGAGCCAAGCUGGAGGAGAGGAAGCUUCACAUUGCAGCCUUGGCAUCCGCUAUACUGGCAGAUCCUGAAAACAGUAUUAGAAAGCUGAAGGAGUUGCGUGCUAUGUUGAUGGAACAGGACUCUACUGUGGCAGUAACCGUCCGGAAGCUGGUGUUGAUUUCGCUAAUGGAAAUAUUCAAAGACAUUGCACCUUCGUAUAAGAUUCGCCCGCUUACAGAAGAAGAAAAGAACUCCAGGGUUAAGAAAGAAACUCAGAGAGUCAGAGAAUUUGAAGAAGGUCUAGUCAGUCAGUACAAGUUUUAUCUGGAAAACCUGGAACAGACAAUAAAAGAUUGGAAGCAAAUGAAAGCCAAGAAGAGUGAGGUUGUGUCAUUAAAGGCCUACAAAGGGCUGGCGGAGGUGGCGGUGACCUGCUUGUGUGAGCUGAUGAUCUCACUUUCCCAUUUCAACUUCCACAACAACAUCAUCGUCCUUGUGGUACCGCUCAUCGAUGACCAGUCCAAAAAGAUCGCCGAUAUGUCCACAGAAGCUGUGAAGAAGCUGUUCCGGCAGGAUAAGCUUGGCCUGGCUUCUCUGGCUGCCGUGAAGGUCAUCUCCGGAUUGGUGAAGGGCAGAAAUUAUGAUGUUCGUCCAGAGGUGCUGAACAUCUUGCUACAUCUAAGAAUUAAGGAAGUUGAUGUGAAGAAAGACGUUGAUGAUAUUGCUCCGAAGCAGAAGUUGAUGUCCUACAAAGAUAAGAGGAAUACUCUAUCCAGGAUGCAGCGAAAGUGGAAGAAAGCCGAAGAGAAAUUGGAGAGAGAACUCCUGGAAGCCGAGGCAUCAGAAAGCAAAGAAAAGAAGUUAAAACUGCAUAUGGAAACACUGAACAUUGUUUUUUUAACCUACUUCAGAAUACUGAAACGAGCGCAGAAAUCUGUUCUCCUUCCUGCUGUCUUGGAAGGCCUGGCAAAGUUUGCUCACCUUAUUAAUGUGGAGUUUUUUGAUGACCUACUGGUGGUACUACAUAAACUCAUUGACUCUGGUGAUCUCAGCUACAGAGAGAGCCUGCACUGUGUUCAGACAGCGUUCAAUAUACUUUCUGGGCAAGGUGACGUCCUCAAUAUCGACCCUUUGAAAUUCUAUACUCACCUUUAUAAAACACUAUUUGGACUCCAUGCAGGUUCUACAAAUGACGAUACACUGAUUGCACUUCAGUGUCUGGAACUGAUGCUCACCAAGCGUAGGAAACAAGUGUCCCCCCAGAGAGCCUUGGCGUUUAUAAAGCGACUGUCUACUCUGGCGCUGCAUGUCCUCCCCAAUUCUUGUAUUGGUAUCCUGUCCACCAACAGAGGACUCAUGCAGACAUUCCCAAAGGCGGACAUUCUCCUGGACAAUGAAUCUCAAGGUAGUGGGCUCUAUUUGCCAGAACUGGAUGAGCCGGAAUACUGCAAUGCACAGAACACUGCACUGUGGGAGCUGCACGAUUUACAGAGACAUUACCAUCCUGUAGUGCGGAUCUUUGCUGCCCACCUUUGUGCCGGGGCACCGUCCGAAGGCUCAUCAGCUCUCAGAGCAUCACUGAGCCGCAGGUCUGCUGUGGAAUUAUUCAGUGAUUACUCUAUCAAUGGCAUGACCUUUAAUCCACCAGUUUCUGAAUCUGUUCCUAAGAAUAAGGGUAAAGGUAGACUGUAUGAGCUCAGUGAGGACUUACAGGAGCUAACUGUGAUACAUCUGAGCAAGGUAUCGUCAGCAGAGCUGGACUUUGCUUCACACAUGAAAGCGGAUUCACUGAUAACAUCUUAAGGACUUACUGAAUUGUUACUGGUUUUGCUAUUCUGCCCCCCUCAUACUUAUACCUAUGUACAGACAUUAAAGUGAUGUUUUAAAAAAAUAAAUAAAUAAUACACAAACAA
This is a messenger RNA of Pseudophryne corroboree (corroboree frog), 2605 nucleotides long. RefSeq names its product NOC3 like DNA replication regulator (gene NOC3L). NCBI's taxonomy places the organism in Eukaryota, Metazoa, Chordata, Amphibia, Anura, Myobatrachidae. Bases 102 to 2495 code for a protein of 797 amino acids. The record is from RefSeq and is a predicted model, not a curated record. Gene Ontology annotation, biological process: DNA replication initiation. The transcript is spliced from 21 exons. Gene Ontology annotation, cellular component: nucleolus. Gene Ontology annotation, molecular function: chromatin binding.